Messenger RNA from Gasterosteus aculeatus aculeatus (three-spined stickleback), 4279 nucleotides. It is a transcript of the gene mtf2, whose product is annotated as metal response element binding transcription factor 2. The record is from RefSeq and is a predicted model, not a curated record. Gene Ontology annotation, cellular component: nucleus. NCBI's taxonomy places the organism in Eukaryota, Metazoa, Chordata, Actinopteri, Perciformes, Gasterosteidae. Gene Ontology annotation, molecular function: chromatin binding; DNA binding. Gene Ontology annotation, biological process: negative regulation of gene expression, epigenetic.
CCAUGAGUUUUAGUGAAUGCGCAUGAUUGGCACCUGUUUAUCAAACACUACAUUGCUGGAAGGUUUGAGUAACUAAUGUUAACGUAAAAAAAAUGAAAGUUAAUGUUUUUUUUCAAAUCAGUUUGAGGUUAACCUGAAUAUUCAGGUUAUAGUUUUUAUUUGAAUCCACACCAUAAGAAAUAUCGCAACAAAAAAGCAUUGUCCGACUCUUACCGAAUUACUAUAGGGGCGUAUAUGCGCUGUUUUGUAAAUACCAGGCCUACAUUUUCAAAUAUUUGAAGAAAAUAAAGUUAGCGUUAACGGAACCUCCAGUGAGGCGCAGCAGGCGUUUAAACGCUUCCCACAAUGCAUCCGGGCACCAGCGGGAAACCAAAAUGGCGAACGUGCGGGGGGGAAAUGAGCCGUUUGUUAUCUUCUAACGAAGCUCCAGCCUCGCAAGUUUCCGCGAUACACUUUCGAAAUAAAGCCCGGCUGCAGAAGAAGCGGGAUAACGCCGUCCUGUGAUAUUUGGUUAUUUUGUCGUGCGAGUCAUUACAGAAGCUGAGGGGGCCGAAUGAGAGUCUCGGGGGAUGUAGAUCACCUGUCUGUCCAUCACAGGGCUCUCCCCCAGCGGCAGCAGCAGGCUGUGUCCGGGUCCCCAACAAGCCUGUCUGCUAGGGGCGAGUAUGGAGAGGACAGCAUGUCUGACAGGUUCACAGAAGGACAGGACGUCUUGGCCCGGUGGUCAGAUGGCUUGUUCUACUUGGGGACAAUCACCAAGAUAAAUCGGGAAAAGCAGCAAUGCUUUGUGGUUUUUGAGGAUCGAUCAAAGUCUUGGGUUCUGUGGAAGGAUAUCCAGACAGGAGAUGAAGAUGAUGAAGAGGAUAAUGAAGAUGAUGACGACAUUGUGUGCUCCAUAUGCCAAGAUGAAACCUCAGAUGAACCCAAUGAAAUAGUCAUUUGUGACAAGUGUGGAAAAGGCUACCAUCAGCUUUGCCACUCCCCCACCAUCGAUGCCUCUGUCAUUGACUCGGAUGACAAGUGGCUCUGCUCAGAUUGUGAGCUCACUUGUAGACCUAAGAGGGAGGCUGCAAACAUGAGGGGAGCGUCCGCUCAGGGCUUUGUGGAGCAGGAGCUGCAGGAGAAGCACACCGGACUACACCUCUCGCUCCCAUACGCUCUGGACGAGCUGGUUUGGGACCAAGCCCACGAGACUAACAUCCAGCAGUGCUACUGCUACUGUGGAGGUCCAGGAGAUUGGUACCUGAAGAUGCUGCAGUGUAACGGGUGUCUGCAGUGGUUCCAUGAGGCGUGUCUCCAUUGCUUACAGAUACCCAUGUUCUACGGAGACAGGUUUUAUCUGUUUAUUUGUUCCGUUUGCAAUGGAGGACCAGAGUACCUCAGCCGACUGCCUCUCACAUGGGAAAAUGUCACACACCUGAGUCUGUACAACUUGAGUGUGAUCCACAAGAAGAUGUACUUUGAUUCAGAGAUGCUUCUGAUGUCUUACAUCAAUGAUAACUGGGAGCUGCUGCAGCUGGGGGAGCUCGGUAACACUCCCAGAUCCCAGCGUUAUGGGAGGGUUCUGGAGGCACUGAACAACAACAGUAGCAUAUUCAAGUCGGGGAAAGAGGUUAAGAAAAAGAAACACUUGUUUAGCCUGAGGAUUCGUUUCCCUCCUGCUCCACCAAACUCUCAUGAGCCAUCCGGCAGAGGAAUGGACAGGACUUCACAUGAGAUAAACAUCAAGGGGUGCAAGUCCACCAAGACCCCACCUGGCAUGAUGUCUUUAACCAAUGGCACAGAGAAGAAGAAAAAGAGGAAGCAAGGAGCACGUUCUCUGGAGACUCUGGCUAAACCACAAUGCAGUGAACGCUUAUCCCAGAAUUUAAGGAGGCCUCUGCCACUGGAGCCCAACACAUUGGAUCACUUAACCGCUGCCAAGAGGGAGCGACCUCAGCUGUCUACUUCAGAUGUGGAAUCUAUAGGAGCCCUGAGCACCACAGAAACUACCUCAACUAGCAUUUCAAGACCGUCCAGCUGCAGCUCCAGCAAGACACGAACGACAGCCUGCAUCAUGCCGGUUUCCGCUCCACUCUUGAAGAGGAAACGUGGGCGCCCACGACGGGCCCCGCAGCCCCCCCGCCCAGAGAUCCUCCCUCCUAGCCAUGCAGACCCAAACCCCUCGGCUACGGAGAUGAUGAGCCCCCUCCCAAGACUUCACUCCGCCGAUAUAGUUCACGGCAUGGACCCCAACAGCCAACUCUCCCACCUCAAGAGCUCCAUCAGCAGCUAUUUUGGAGCAGCCGGGCGACUGGCUUGCGGGGAAAAGUACAAAGUUCUGGCGCGACGGGUCACUCUCGACGGCAAGGUGCAGUACCUGGUGGAGUGGGAGGGAGUCACUGCCUCCUAAGUUUGUCAUUGUCUGCGUGACUUCUAACUUUUUAACUAGCGCCCGCAAGACGUUUCUGGCUGCGCUAAGGACAUGUGUUCACAGCCUGUAUUCAGAGCAUUAAUUGUUAUAUGCUUUUUUCUUUUUUUGUUGAGUUUUGAACAAGAGCAACAUUUUCAUGCUAAGCUUUACUGAAAAGCCUACUGGUUCAGUGCACAUUUAAACAUGUUUUUUCAUCAUGCGUUCUAAAGAUUUCAAUGCCUUUUCUUUGAUCAAGACGAGGCAUUGUUAUAAUACCACACCAUAUUUGUGCUAUUCUGCUUUUUACUUUCAUUAUUUUCUUUGAAUGUUUACAGCAAACCCACACACUGCAUCUGUAGGCUCGCAGUGAACCACUAUGUACUUCAUUUUUAUCCAGUAAUAUGCUUGUAAUUUCCAGACCAGUUAAGUAUAAAACUGUAUUUUAUUCUUUUUGAAAGAAUGUGGUUGGUCGCACAUUAAAUGUUAAAUCUUGGCGGAUAAGCGAGAGGGACACUUUGAAAAGAAAUGGAUUUAACUACUGCAAUGGCCAAUUACCUAAGUUUUUCUACAUAUAUAUGUGUUUAUUUACAAUUGUGUCCCAGCUACGAGUAAAUCUUGUUUUCUUUGGCUGAGAUCCUUCUGUUGAACUAAAAAAUAAGGUGCUGCUGCAGGUUUUUCGUUUAACAUAAAAUUCUACUACAUUUUAUUACUUUACCCAAUAAGUCCUUUUGUUUCUGUUUAAGCAUUUGUUUAUUAUGCAUAUCAAAUUUUACUUUUUGAUCAGAUAGUUUGAAAUUCUUAAGACUACAUGGCAGCAUUUUGAUGGUAAAGUAUUUUUUAAACCUCUUUUUGCUUUAGUCAUAGCUUUAAAUGUUGGAUUCUGAUAAAUUACCUCCAAAUGUACAACUCUUUAGAAGCUGAAAACAAGAGGACCGGUCAGACAUUUUCAUAGCAGAGAUAUAUUUUUUUCAAAAUGUGUCAACCGCCUUUGUCAAAAUUAUUUAACCUUUUAAAAAAAAAAAAAAAAAAAGUUAUAAGUUAUUUGGAAUUAAUUAAAAUUACCUAAGUGACUGAAAUUUUUAUGGACCUAUUUUUUCUGGGGGGGGAAAGCGCUGCAUAAGUUUCUUUACCCAGGUUUUAUACGUAUGUUCAGGUUUUUUGUUUUUGUUCUUCCUAUGCAUGCUAGUCCAUGACAACCCUGUUCAGUCGUAAUUGAACAUACAACUUGAUAAAGGGGAGCUUGAGAAUUUUUAUUUGACUCUUAAAUUCUUUGUGUGAGCAGUGCAAAAAUGCACUUGAAUCUUUCCUUUUACGGUCAUGUAUGUUGUAGUCUACUAACUCAGGAUAUGUUAAAAAAAAGUCACUGUAUUUCACCAGCCUGCAUUUACAGCUUUUGCAGGAGAUUUAGAUAUAAGUUAUUCACUCAUUGUUGUUGGUCAGUAUUUUGAUAUUGGGUGUUCAAUUUCACUUUGGAUUGUAUGUAAGCUUCUUUUUACUAUGAGCAAAAUAACCAGUAGCUCAUUUUUUUUCUGCCACACUUGCUGAUUAAAUCUGAGUCAAAUGCAGUCACUGGAAAACUAAAAAUGCUGUAUUUCAUUGCAUGAGGUCAAUCAUUCAGUUCAGCUGUCUCUUUUUUACAGAUGUUUUCUAUAUUUUUUUGUUGGAACUGACAGCUUUUUGAAACUGAAACCUCUUCAUUGUGCAGAUGGUGUAAAGCUCCUGCGUGGUGAGCCAGUGUCUCACCUAGCCAAAGAACACACAUGUAACGUCUGCUUUGUCCAUUGAGAUUCAUAUAAUACGGUUUUAUACAUCAUUACAUAGGUUGACGUGUUUUGCUCCUGAGUCUGUUUAGUUAGGGGAUCAAUAAAAGUCGAUAUUUUGAACUAA